This is a messenger RNA of Alternaria arborescens, 2214 nucleotides long. RefSeq lists its product as hypothetical. NCBI's taxonomy places the organism in Eukaryota, Fungi, Ascomycota, Dothideomycetes, Pleosporales, Pleosporaceae. Gene Ontology annotation, biological process: mismatch repair; DNA double-strand break processing; DNA recombination. Bases 1 to 2214 code for a protein of 737 amino acids. Gene Ontology annotation, cellular component: nucleus. Gene Ontology annotation, molecular function: 5'-3' DNA exonuclease activity; 5'-flap endonuclease activity. The transcript is spliced from 6 exons. The record is from RefSeq and is a predicted model, not a curated record.
AUGAUCCGCGACUUCGUGCAAUGGACGGCCGCAUUCGGCGAGACGGGCGAGCUCGAACAGCUGCGCAACUGUCGCGUAGGCAUUGAAGCCGCUGAGUACCUGAACCAGCGCAUCCUCAACCACCCACGCGCAAAAGAACCGCUUGUCCCAGCCCUGGGCGGCCUUCCACUGGCCCUGACACAGCACAUCCAGGACGACCUAGCCCACUUCCGCAGCUUCGACAUCGAGCCCUACUUCGUCUUCAGCGGCCUGGACAUCACAAAACAGGAAGAUCCUUUCAGGCAGAAGACGGAAGAAGCAGCGGUGAAUAUCAAUGCCUGGACUUUGUACGACAGCCACGAGGCCGAAGCCUCAGUCGCUAAAUUCGGACAAUCAACCUAUGUCACGCCCGAAGACCUCUUCCGUGCGCUACAGUCUACCCUGACCGAACAGAACAUUCGCUGGACCGUUGCACCCUAUAGCGCAUGGGCCCAGUUGGCAUAUCUCGAGAAGCACGAAUAUCUUCACGCCAUCGCCGGAUCGUCCGACAUCCUCAUCUUCGAGUGCGCCAAAAUCAUCACAUCUUGGGACUUCGAAUCCCGGCAGUUCAGCUUCAUCCGCCGAGAGAAAUGCGUGGCCGACCUGUCCAAGUUCGUCGGCGCUCCAAACAUCUCAGACGACAUCUUCCUCGACACAUGCAUACUCGCUGGCACGCCGUUCCUCCCAACCCACCCCAUCCUCGAUGCGCCUAACAGGGCUGAGCUGAUCAAGCCGUACAGCGCCAUCAAGACCAUCAUGAGCAAUGGCCAGUCUGGAUACUCUGUGGUAGUCAACAACAACGAUGUUCCGCCGGCAGGAAAAGAAUAUGUCACACGAUACCAGAAAGCACGUUUGGCUGUAAAGAACCACCCCGUCUACACGGAGGAAGGAAAGGUCGAGCCCCAAAACUCCGCGUCUAUGCCCAAUGAUGCUGGUCAAUAUUUGGGUCAGAGACUCCCAGAUGAGAUCCUCCACUACAUGUCGAAAGGCCUCAUCAACCCACGUAUACUUCAAUGGCGUACUACCUGUCAAGUAUUCGAAGUCCCCCCAAUGGAUGGUGGCAAUUCCCCAGAGUACAAGGAACUCGUCAGCUCCAAACUCAUUCCGCUGCGAACACCGGUCGUCAACCUUCUCUCCAGCUCUCUGCAUAACUGGUACCGACACCAAUCUCUCCAUCAGACACAUUGGUAUUCGCCAGUAGACCCUAACGGUAAACGGCCGUCCACAACCAUCCCUGUUGAGAAGCCAUCGGAAGCACAGGCUCCUUUGAUUGUUGACACCUGGAACGUAAAGGAAGCUACAUUCAAGGAUGUCAUCGCGCAGUACAAGGAUUGCGGAACUCUCGGUGCAGCCAUUCUAUCGCUACAAAACACUGAUUUCGUUACCAAAUCGAUCGCUAAGAAAGACCCCAAAAGCCCGCUUUCGUCCACUUCCGAAAUACUGUACAACUCAAUAUGGCGAUUCCUUGCUCUACGGGAGUAUGUCGAUACAAAGACUCAUAAUCUGACACCUUGGGGUAAAGUCCUAGUUUCCGUCAUAGAGGGUCUGAAGGGCAAGAAGGAGCACGAAGAAGCUGCGGUGAUUGCAGUCGAGCUGGUACGGAUGGGUCUCUUGACCUCCGAUAUCGACAUGUUCUCUGCGUACAAUGGUGCACCGAUGCGUGGUAGCACGAAAGAUAAGAACUCCAACAUGCUAGUGUCUCGUGUUGCUGGCCUAGGUAUUCUUCACCACCGCCCGAUUGGUUUUACCGGCCCUCUUAGUCAGCAUCUACUUGGUUACAACUCUAUUAUCAACGUUGUUCGCCAAGCGCUCCGAGAUCUGGUUGAGGUAGCAGCCACACAGAUGUUCUGUACUGGUUGUUGCAAUCGGCAUGCUGAGAUACCAGUCAUUGCAAUGAAGCUACCUUUUCUACUCCCCAACAACUGUGCACUCAGUAUAGCUGUCAAGUCAUACCUCGAUGAACUUCUCAGCAACGAUGCCGAUCCAACUGCCCCCGAAACCAAAGCACGCGUCGUUGAAACAGCAUCAUCACGCUACUUCCCGCAAUCACUCAACCUCCCCGACGAUCUCAAGUCAGCAUUCUCACUAUGGGAUGCUAUAUAUGCCGGCGUCAAGUCUUCGAACAACUCUACUAUACCAGAAGCGACUAAGCAGCUAUGGGCAGAGACAGACAGCUGGCUCUCUGAACGGCGAUAG